Yamadazyma tenuis ATCC 10573 is the source of this 1797-nucleotide messenger RNA. Lineage: Eukaryota; Fungi; Ascomycota; Pichiomycetes; Serinales; Debaryomycetaceae. The record is from RefSeq and is a predicted model, not a curated record.
AUCUUUUUUCAUCUCAUCUCGAUAUUCAGCUAUGGCAGGAAAACAGACAAAGACCGCUAAAAGAGCCAACUCCCAGAACAAGACUAGAAGUGUGGAAUCUGAGGUCACGACAGAUUCUCAUGCCAGAAACCUCUUGGAGUCUCAGCCCAAGUUAACCCCCAAAUCUGUUAAAAGACAGUUAUCCAAGCAGGCUAUCAAGAAGCAACAAGCAAAAAUAAGGCUUUACGGUGCUAAAAAUGGGAAAGAGUACAACGAGAGUCAAUUGAAAAUACCUUUGUUGAACAAGGCUGUCAUGCCUGGUGUUAAAGUCAAGUCAGGAAAAAAAGGAAAGAAGUUUGUUGAUGAAAAGAACCCCAAUGUCCUCAACUUAUUAGUCAAGACCAUCAAUGACAAAUACGACAAAGUUAAUGAAAGUAAAUUGGAGAAGGCUAGAAGAUUGGAAGAAAUCAGAGAGUUGAAGAGAAAGGAAAUGGACAAGAAAGAGCAAGAAAAGAAAAUAAGGCUAAUGUUGCCAGAGCUAACAGAAGAAAGAACGCCAAGAUCUCCGCCGAGAACGAAGAUUCUGCUCUGUCGACCAAGAAGAAGAGUGUUUCCUUUGCCUAAUCCCAGGAAUCCGAAUUCCAGUCACGAAACUUAAUCUGUACAUUAUACAUUCAGCAUAAAUUAGACCAAUAAAUAACGUAAAUAAUGUAAAGCUGCGUACAAGACAUAAGGAAAUUGGUCCACGAUUUAUUUACAAGAGGGACAGUAGAAUUAAAAUCCCCGUGGACGAAUGGUUCUGGCUCGAGCUCUUUGUUCUCUCAUUUUCUUGGUGUAAUACCAGCCAUAAGCCACACCUGCCAUGGAUCCUCCCAAAUGGGCCGCAUAGUCAUACGCACCCCAUCUGAAGAAAAGCCCUGCAGCAUUGUAUGCUAUAGCACCCAAGAAGGCGAACCAAGCGCCGCCUGGAACCGGAAUGAAAAAGAGGGCAAUUGGGGCUUUUGGAAUCAAAUAAGAAAAUGCACCAACUACACUGAAAACUGCACCCGAAGCACCCAAUGAUCCGACCGCCAAAGAUGUUCUCAUCAAAGUCGGUACAAGGAUUGAAACAAAUGAAGCAAUGACAGCAGAAUUAAGGUACAUGACAAGAAAGUUAGUAGCACCCAACAUUGCACAUAAACUGGUUCCGAAAGAUUGGAGAACAAACAUAUUGACAAAGAUAUGCAUGAAGCUCUGAUGUGAGAAGGCUGACCCCAACAAUGACCAGUUCGAGUACAUCUUAUCUUUAACAAGCAAACCGUAUCUAGACAUGAAGGUGAUAAAGUUGGGGUUUUUCCACAUUAAGAACACCAACCCAUUUGCAGCAAUUAUCGAGUAGAUCAACCACAGAGGAUUUCUCGUGAGGAUUCCAAGCGGAGUGAAUUUCAUCAACAACGGAACCCCCAAAGUGGUGCCCACGCAGAACGCAAGCGUGAAAAGAGCUGGCCCUUUCAAUCUAUCCCAGUUUGAGUUUCCGUAGUGCUUAUUGUACCGGCUCCAGGUACUACUAUCUCUCCUUUGUUGCCUCCGCUGGUGUUUGAACUUGAGUAGUCUCAAUCCACGAGAUGGACUGAAGCGUCCAAAGAGUCUCAUCAUUUUCGACCCGUGUAAGCUGUUUCCUCUAUGUGCCGAGUGUCUGUACGCUCUAUUCUGGGCCCGAAACAACCAGCGGUUCCAGAAAUCACAGUGAUUUCCAAAUUUGUGAGUACCUUGUCCCCAGUGUCUUCCAAAACCUCCUUUUGUCCCCCAAACGAACCCACCGCCCCUUUCUGCCCAGUG